CAUUCCGUAUUUUCUUUGAUUGGACGGAAACCGACGCUACUCCACAGAUCUGCAGCUGUCAAAAUUACCAAGCAUAUGUUUGGUAAUGAUUGUCGAUAUUCGGAGUGAAUUGAUAACACCUGCGCUCAGCGCUGAGCACGUAGUAACUUACCGGUCAGAUAAGUCUAUUCGAAUUUCGACUAGAGGACCCGUUGAACAUCAUUCGUCGCAUAUUUAAAUUUUCACUCUCUUUUAUUCACGAGUACUACUAUAAUGGCAUAUACAGAGAGCAUUAAAAAGAAGAGUCGAAAGAGCUUGUGUACUGCUUACUUCUUUUGGAUUAUUGGAGGUUGGGCUAGCUUGCACCUAUUGUACCUUCGUCGUUAUGAUCAUGCUUUUGUGUACUGGUGGUCCCUUGGAGGCUAUCUUGGAUGUGGUAUCUUCUAUGACUUCUUCAGGAUUCCUUCUUAUGUCCAGGAAUGCAAUAAUGAUCCUGCUUAUGUCAAGAAUUUCAAAGAAAGAGUAAAGAAAAAAUCAAAACCACCAGUAAGAAUUGUGCGCAUGGUUGGCCAGGUGAUGGUGGGCAACAUGUGGUCUCUCUUGGUGUGCUCGGCCCUGCCCCAGGAGCUGCUCUCUGAAGGGAUACUGCAGUUCAUGUCUGCAAUCAUCGGUCCUUUUGCAGCAGCCAUGGCUGUGUGGGUAAUUGGCAACAUCGGUAAUGAGCAGGCUGGUUCCCCUAAAUGGGCUUUGAUUGGAUCCUAUAUAAUGACACCAUUGGUCUGGUAUAAUGGCACUCAAGUGCUAAAUUCCUGCUCUGUACCAUCCAUGCUGCUCUUCAAUGCCAAGGGCAGACGAUGGCGCCUCUCUCCACCUCCUGCAAAGCCUGCAUGCAGACAAUUCUUAUAUCUCUCUAUGGCAUCAUUGCUUUUUGCUGGCUGCUUCAGUUCGUUUCUUUACUUCAAUGCCAAUAUUCAUACUGAAGGAGAGAAAGUUAAAUUGAGAGACGCUGUUCGCCACUUUGUCAAUUCACCAAUGUUUCAAGAGUUUAAGAAGAACUUCUAUAAAGUCUACAAUGACACCAGAAAUGAGGGCUUUUCAAAGGCGUGGGAGAACUUCAUUGAACUCAUGGAUCCGUUCGGCAGUCAGCAUGCACUAAAGGUUUUGGAUCUUCCCCAAAAUGCUACUCAAGCUGAAAUAAAGGAGAGAGUUCGCACGCUCUCGAAAAAAUGGCAUCCUGAUAAGCACACUGACGAGGAAGCAAAGCUGUUGGCGCAAGAGAAGUUUUUGGAAAUUCAGCAAGCAGGCGACGCGUUGCUGGAGGAGAAGCGGCGACGGGCGAGACGGAAUAAGAAGAGCACUGAGCUUUGAUAUGCUCGCUUGAUUGGCCAACUCUCUCUUUGAUGUGGUGUCAAUACUCGUGUUGUAGUAACAUGGCAUUCAUUUAAACAUGAAUGAACUCUAGACUGAUUUGUCUUCACUCAACACAGUCUAAUCGAUAUGGAGCUUUUUUCGACUACCGUAAGCAUUUUACAGCUAAAUUUUUAUUGGAUUCUCUGCAUACAUUUUGUGCUCCCGUCAUUGAUUAUAAUGUACGUCUUAACCCUUUUAUAGGCAUGAAUGAACUUCUCCAUUGUAUAUCUUUGUCGAUUAAAAUGUUCUCGCGGUAUGGUCUUUGCUUCGAAGGCAUUCUUACCUUAUUACUUAACUAGAAAUGUAAUUUUCAAUUGUGAAUGAUCAAGAUUUCAACCUUUUUCUAUGUCAACGUCUGUUGCAAAACUGUAGCGCAACUGGAACAAAGUUUUAUACUAGAUGAUUAAUGUCCUUUGUUCAACACAUGCCUUUGAUUGUAUAUUUGAUGUCCCAAUUGGAUUGGCUGCAAUUCAUUGCCUUUGUAUCGACAUCUCCGUCAUUUACUUGUAAGGUAGCUGAAAUUUUAUGCCCUCACAUUGUUAAUGCUUCGGUUCCGUGGACUUGUUUAGCUUCUAGUUCCUUAGUUCAACGUUUGAGUGCAGCGUCAAUUAGGGCUCUUCUUGUCUUGUGUGAUUUAUUGAUGGCAUUCCAGGAGUUACUCGCAAUAAAUUUAUUUUCUAAUGAAUUUUCGCUCAUAGAUUAGCCCCUAAAUAAAUAAUCCAUUCGGCUCAUAAAUUUGUUAGUAUGUUUAAUGUUCUAACCCUAAUUUAAGUUUCUAUCAACUUUAUAAAAAAAGGUUCGAUAUUCGCAAGUCUGACUUGUCUAAGAACUAAGAAACUCACUACGAUCUGAAAGCUGCCAGUUGUGCAUUAUUGUUUACUCUAAACUCCUUAUUCAUUCUCGUUAUAUUGAUUUACUUGAUUUUCUUGCGCUAUGUUAGGAGAAGAGUUAUAUUUUAAAUGUUGUAGUUGGUAAGUAAUUUUUACUUGCUUAAUCUUUGACAUUAAGGCAUUCUUCUCAUCGCAUGCGAAACGAAUUGUUCGCCAAUGCAGUAUUCAGUGAUUUUUCUCUUAGUCUCUCCAUUUCAUUUGUCUUGGAUGAGAUUAGGCUAACUAUUAUUAUGAAUGAUAUUAUUAUUUUAUUUUAAAUUUCUACUGGUGUAGACUUGAAGUGGGAUGUGAGCUUCCAUCAGAGCUCCAAUAACACUCCUUCGUCUUUUGCUUCUUCGGCAUCAUUGAUGAACUUAUAAGGUCUACAAACGAACGUGUCAACUCGCCUUUUUAAUUUACAGACCAUGAAACCGAAUUAUUCUUACCUCGACUGCACAUCAUUCCAUUCGAAUUUUCUUCGUUGUCGUUUUUAUGCAAACCAUUAAGUAUUCAGAUGACCUCUGUACAUUAUCAUUAUCAGUAAGCUAAGACUCAUUAUUAGUCUUAAAUCUCAUGUAGCUCACGGCGUGCCUCUACUCACUUGUAACUCGUGUGUUGUGCUCAUACACUUUGUGCACAAAUGCUUCUUCACCGAGGAAGUCUAUUCAUAUUUUGUGGGGUUACUUCGAUAAGCUUUGUACGGUUUACAACAAUAAGACAUAAGUACGAAUCAUGGGGGAGAUGUCCCUUAGCGGUUCGUUCGUGUCAACGAACCGGUGUUGAAUUUGAUAAAUUUCUUCUGAAGAACUGAUGUAUUUCUGUGAGGAAUUAUCCUUGAAUAUAUUUUGUUUACCACUGUUGCAUGCUACAAGUAUCGCAAUGUUAACAUUUGUUAUAAGACUAAUUUGCGUGCGAAAAAUAUCGUGCAAUCGUUAAAUUUACCACCAAAAUUAUGUUUACAUAAUCUACAUUUUUUUGCUAGUGUAUGUUAGAGACAAUUCUAUUACAAGUAUUACGAAAAGUUGUAAAUUUUACUUUACAUAAGGUCUACCAAGUUUACUUAUGAGUAACUCUUGAAGUUAUUGGCUGUCAUCACCAAAUAAUAGCACAACGUCUGGAGAGUAUCGUUUUCUUGAACAUUAUUGAAGUCUUCAGUUAUAAUAGUUCAUUUGUUUAACGAGUGUUACAUUCCUUUGUUUAAGGGAUUUAUUUACCGUCAUGAAUGACGCUCAAAAUUUGGUCACUUACCUAAGCCUUUGCAAGCGACAUGGGAUUAAAUAUUUUGCUAAAGUUCAGAAAAUGUGUAUUGGGCAUUUCAUCUAGUUGUGUUUAUUGCUUUCGUUCAUUUUUAUAACUUCUAAUCAAGCACUGUCAUUUUGAAAUUACUUAGCGUGUAUUUUGCCAUAGCCUGUAAAAUGUAAACAGUUUUAUGAAUCCAUAGCUUACGUUAUUCUGAUGCCAGAUUUCAUAAUUUUUUUAUUGAAACGUUUCUUGUAAUUGAAUGUCUUUAAAUCGAAAAAAAUGCGCCGCUAGUCUACGGGCUCAAAGAGAGAAAUGACGAGCCUUUCCUGUUUAUUGAGUUUUGUACUUAGUGGUCAGACGAUCGUUAAAUUACAGCACAAGAAAAAGAAGUGACAAAAGUUAAA
This is a messenger RNA of Hyalella azteca, 3904 nucleotides long. It is a transcript of the gene wus, whose product is annotated as dnaJ homolog subfamily C member 22. Gene Ontology annotation, biological process: endocytosis. Bases 253 to 1347 code for a protein of 364 amino acids. NCBI's taxonomy places the organism in Eukaryota, Metazoa, Arthropoda, Malacostraca, Amphipoda, Hyalellidae. The transcript is spliced from 8 exons. The record is from RefSeq and is a predicted model, not a curated record. Gene Ontology annotation, cellular component: plasma membrane; early endosome.